This is a messenger RNA of Periconia digitata, 1214 nucleotides long. The record is from the annotation of a GenBank genome assembly. Lineage: Eukaryota; Fungi; Ascomycota; Dothideomycetes; Pleosporales; Periconiaceae.
UUCAACAAGGACUGCCUAAUACCUCAUUUAUCUUUUUUACCAAGCAUUAUCAUAUCCAAUAUGUUGGCCAAGACUCUCCUAUUCGCCAGCACGGCUUCGGCCACUUGCCUUCACGGUGUCUUCAAGCGCGCUGAAGGCGGCAUUGAGCCUCCCGCGUUUGGCUACGAUGCUAUGAACGGACCUCAUGUGUGGGCUGGACUGAAGGAGGAGAACAAGGCUUGCAGUUCCGGCCAAGUUCAGUCACCCAUCAACAUUGACAGCUCCGUCCAACAGGCCGCUGCCAAACCCGAAAUCAACUUCCCUCAAGCACCAGUCAAGUUCGAGAACUUGGGCACCACCAUUGAGGUUAUCAUGAACGGCACCACCAAGGUCGGCGACGCAGAGUUCACCUUGAAGCAAUACCACAUCCACACACCGUCCGAGCACCGCAUCAACAGGGAGUAUUCCCCACUUGAAGUGCACAUGGUUCACACAUCUACCGCCGACCCCACCCAAGUCGCCGUUAUCGCGCUCAUGUUCGAGCUCAGCACCGAGGAAUCUGCCCCAAUCAUCGCAGGCAUCACCCCAUCCCUCUCGCAGAUCACAGCCGUCGGCACCGAGACCGACAUCGAAGCCGGCAUCGACACCACCAGCCUCGCAGCACACAUCGCUUCCUCCAAUGUCCUCCAAUACACCGGAUCCCUCACCACCCCUCCCUGCUCCGAAGGCGUAACCUUCAUGAUCGUCGAGGACCCGCUCCCAAUCUCCGUCGCAGACUUCAACGCCAUCAAGAAAGUCGUCAAGUUCAACAGCCGCUUCACCCAGAACACGCUCGACCAGCAGAACCUCAUCGGCGUUGCUGCCGAGGUCGCCGCGGGAAACACCACCAUGGUUGAGGCCGUUCGCGCUGCCCACGCCGCGACACUGACUGAGAGCGGUGCAGGCGAGGUGUCGAACGGCACUACGCCUGUUGAAGCUGCUGCCCCUUCGGCCUCUGCCCCCGCCGCUGCUGCUAAGCCUAUGGUGUCCGUCAUCAACAUCAACAUGGGCAUGGCUGUCGGUGGUAGCGUCGCUGCUGAGAUCGCUGCCAACGCGCCCAAGCCGGGCGAGACUGUUGCCAUCACUGAGAUGUCGGGUGCUCCUAUGCCCACCCCGAUUGCCGGUAUUGUACAGCGUCGUCGCGCUGCUAGGAACAGCUUGUAAAUGUGGACGACUGCAUUUCAAGUAAUGCUUCU